Molecule: messenger RNA, 7104 nt
Organism: Oryctolagus cuniculus (rabbit)
Lineage: Eukaryota; Metazoa; Chordata; Mammalia; Lagomorpha; Leporidae
Source: RefSeq, a predicted model, not a curated record
GUCAGCUGUUGGAUCACAGGGGCCGCCCGGCCUGACCCACAGGCCAUGGAGGAGGUGGCUGGGAGCGUCCCACGUCAACACUCUGAGGCCAGCGUGCCCGCCCAGAGCAGCUGUGGAAACUGCCUCCGUGACGGGGCGCCCAGAGCACGGCACCAGGAGCCCAGGAACGCCGCCGAGUCGCUCUACUGCGACCUGCCCCGAGGCCCACCCACGCCGGAGGACCCGCCCGGCACCUCUGCUCCCAGCCUCCAGUCUGUGGCGGACCAGGGUCUCAGGCCGGAGCCUGAGAGGGGCCCAUCCCCGUCAGCAGGGCUCCCUGAAGGGGCCCCCGCAGCUGUGCCCCGGAGCGGGAGCCAGGAACCCGGUGCGUUGCCCUAUCUGGAGGGCCCGACGUCCUCCCCAGGUGGCAGCUGUGACCAGGGCCCCGACGCUGACGGCAGCUCCCCUGAUGACACCAGCAACUCGUCCUCUGUGGACUGGGACUCGGAGGAGAGGCAGGAGGGUGUCCCCGGCUGGGCCCGGCUGCCCGUGAUGAUCCCUCGGAGGCUGCAGGAGGCACCGAGCACUGACGGUGCCCGGAGGGUCGCCAGGGCCCCUGCGGGAGGAGACGCUGCAGGCCAGAGAAAGGAAGACCCCUGCAGAGGGAGCCGGAGUGCCGGACAGCGCUGGGCGAAGCUCCGAGGAGAGGACGGGGGCUUCUCCUUGGAGCGGCACCGUUUAGCGUCUGGCCAGGCUGCCUCCACCACGCCACAGAGCGGACCUCGGAGCCCCACCCCCCAGGCUCCCUCUGCACAAAGGGACACAGCCCAGGCCGCUUCGGCACAGCGCAGUACACCCCGCGCCACCUCGCCUCCCCGAAUCACCCACAGGGAUACCCCCUGGACCUCACCUGCCCAACAGGACACCCCCAGGGCCUCGUCCACACAGCGGGACACUCCCUGGGCCACCUCUCCCUCAAGAGUCACUCAAUGGGAUACCCCCAGAGCCUCGACCACCCGUCAGAGCAACCCUCAACUUUCCUGUUCCCCCAGAGACGGCCAGCGAGAGCACCCCAGCACCUCUGCUGCUCAGCAGGACCACCCCCACGCUGCCUUUUCUACUUGUACUUCCUGGCGGGACCACCCCAGGACCUCCUGUGCCCAGCGGGACAACCCCAGGGCCUCCUCCCCCAACCGAGCCACUCAACGGGACAACCCCAGGACCUCCUCCCCCAACCGAGCCACUCAACGGGACAACCCCAGGACCUCCUCCCCCAACCGAGCCACUCAACAAGACAACUCCAAGACUUCCUGUGCCCAACGGGACAACCCAAGGACCUCGUGUGCCCAACGGGACAACCCCAGGGCCUCCUCCCCCAACCGAACCACUCAACGAGACAACCCCAGGGCCUCCUGUGCCCAACAGGAAAACCCAAGGACCUCGUGUGCCCAACGGGACAACCCCAGGGCCUCCUCCCCAAACCGAGCCACUCAACGGGACAACCCCAGGGCCUCCUCCCCCAACCGAGCCACUCAACGGGACAACCCCAGGGCCUCCUGUGCCCAACGGGACAACCCAAGGACCUCGUGUGCCCAACGGGACAACCCCAGGGCCUCCUCCCCCAGCCGAGCCACUCAACAAGACAACUCCAAGACCUCCUGUGCCCAACGGGACAACCCCAGGACUUCCUUUGCCCAACAGGACAACCCAAGGACCUCCUGUGCCCAACGGGACAACCCCAGGGCCUCCUCCCCGAACCGAACCACUCAACGAGAUAAUCCCAGAACCUCUUCUCCCAACCGAACCACUCAACGAGAUAAUCCCAGAACCUCUUCUCCCAACCGAACCACUCAACAAGACAACCCCAGGGCCUCCUGUGCCCAACGGAACAACCCCAGGGCCUCCUCUCCCAACCGAAUGACCCAGCGGGACAACCCCAGGGCCUCCUGUGCCCAGCGGGACGGCCCUAAAGCCUCUUGUAGUAGAUGGGAUAACCUCAGAACUGCUUGUACCCAGAGGAACAAGCCACACACUUCUUCCCUCCGGCGGGACAACCCCGGAGCGCCUGCUGCUCAGAGCUGCGCCCCGAAGGACCGUCCUGGGCCACCAUCUCCACCCCGCGCCGCCCCGCGGAGCAACGCCAGGCAGUCCUCGCCCCACCGCACCAACAAAGACAUCCCCUGGGCCUCCUUUCCCCUCCGGCCAACUCAGAGUGACGGCCCGCGAACCUCUUCCCCAUCUCGCGCCAAGCAAAGCGAGGUGCCCUGGGCGUCCAUAGCCCUUCGGCCAACUCAAGGUGACAGGUCUCAUUCGUCCUCUCCCACCAGGCCAGGCCGUGACCCGCCCAUGUCCUCCUCUGGCCCCACGCAGCCCAACUUGCCGGCCCGGCUCACACCUUCCUCCCACGGCCCUGGCCAGCACAGCGCCCCCCGGCCCUCUCCUCUGUAUCCCCGGGGAGCUCCCCAGAUGCCCUCAGAGCCCUCCCAGGCCCCCUGUGCUGUGUGCAUCGGGCACCGGGAUGCACCUCGAGCCUCCUCGCCACCUCGCUCUCUGCAGCACGACCCCUUCCCCUUCUUCCCAGACCCCCGAGCCUCUGAGAGUGACCUGCCUCACCACGAGCCCCCCUACAUGCCGCCUGCCGUGUGCAUCGGGCACCGCGACGCGCCCCGGGCCUCCUCGCCCCCUCGCCACACCCAGUUCGACCCCUUCCCCUUCCUCCCAGACACAUCAGAUUCCGAGACUCAGUCUCCCCAGCACGACCCUCCCCAGCUACCCCCGCCUGUGUGUAUUGGGUACCGCGAUGCGCCCCGGGCCUCCUCCCCGCCUCGCCAGGCCCCAGAGCCCUCCCUCCUGUUCCAGGACCUCCCCAGGGCCAGCACCGAGAGCCUUGUGCCCUCCACGGACUCUCUGCACGAGCCCCUCCGGCUCCCCACCCCUGUGUGCAUUGGGCACCGGGACGCCCCCUCCUUCUCAUCCCCCCCGCGCCAGGCUCCGGAGCCUUCCCUCUUCUUCCAGGACCCCCCAGGGACGAGCACAGAGAGCCUGGCCCCCUCCACCGACUCCCUGCACGGCUCUUCUCUGCUGCUCCCCCAAGUGUGCAUCGGCCAUCGCGACGCCCCUCGAGCCUCAUCCCCGCCCCGCCACCCACCCAGUGACCUGGCGCUGCUGGCGCCCUCACCUCCACCGGGCAGCUCGGGUGGCUCCCGGGGCUCGGUGCCCCCUGGGGAGACCAGGCACAACUUGGAGAGGGAGGAGUACACCGUGCUGGCCGACCUGCCCCCGCCCAGGAGGCUUGCCCAGAGGGAGCCGGGACCCCAGGCGCAGGGCAGCAACGGGGGCCGCACCCACAGCCCUGGCCGCGCAGAGGUGGAGCGCCUCUUCCGGCAAGAGCGCAGGAAGUCCGAGGCUCCGGGGGCCCUCCAGGCUCGAGACGAGGGACGGUCACAGCGGCCCAGCCAAGGUCAGAGUCAGCUGCUUCGGAGACAGUCCAGCCCUGCCCCCAGCAGGCAGGCGGCCAAGCUCCCUGUCAAGCAAGCAGACCCGGCCGGGCGGAGCAGAACGCAGCCCUCGCGUCCCCGGAGUCCCGAGAGACGGCCUGAGGGGGACCGGCGGCUCCAGGGGACCUCGCCACCUCCCAGGACAGCAGCCAGGCCCUCGGAGAGGGAGCCGCGGUCAGGGGGUGGCCGGGCAAGCUCCCGAGAGCCUCCCGCAGGGUGGCAGGGUCAGGGUGAGGUGCCAGGGGCCCAGGGCCCUCACGGACGCCUGGAGAGGAGCUGGAGCACCCAGGAAGAGGGCCUGGGCCCCGAGGCCCGGCAAGAACUUGGGGGGUUCAGCCCUGGGGCCACCAGAGCCCCAGAGGGAAUGUGGGGGGGCUCGCCCGGCACCAGCUGGGAACAGGCGGAGGCCUGGGGGGAGCCCCCUGAGAAGCCAGCCCAGAGAGGCUGGGGCAGCCUGCAGGAGCUGUCUGGACCUGGUCAGCCUGGGAGCCCCCCUGAGAUGCCCUGGAUAGGCCCAGCAGGGUCCUCGCCGCCCGUCGCCUCUGCCCCGGGCAGGGGGGCUGAGGGCACUUGCCCGCACCCACAUCACCCCGAGCUCGACUGGAGGGACCUACUGGGCCUCCUGCGGGCCCCUGGGGACGGAGCCUGGGCCCGCCUCCCGCAGCUGGACUGGGAAGGCCUCCUGCAGCUCCUGCAGGCCCGGCUGCCCCACAAGGACCCAGAGGGCCACUCGGGUGACCCGGCCAAGGCCCCAGGCCCAGAGCUGGAUCCUCCAGGCCCAAAGGACGCCCCGGAACAGGAGCCCCCUGGGCAGCCUGAAGGAUGGGCAGAGGCCACCAUUGUCAAUGGACACAGCCCGGGGCAGCAGCCCCAGAGUCUGACCCAGCCGCCCGGCCCUGCCUGCACCUCCACCCAGUGGCCAAAGACGAAAGUGACAAGUGGACCGGAGAGCUCUGUGGCGGCUGAUCUGGAACACCCGGGCCCGCUGGGGGGCAGGAGCGACCUGGACAGGCCCAGCUUGCCCGCACCGGAGUUCCAGCCCGAAGAGCCUGAGGAGUCAGAACCAAGCAGAGGCCGAGGCUCGCUGACUGACCAGGAGCAGGCAGACUCGGCAGACGAGAGGCCAGCAGAGGGCAAGGCUGGGAGCGCCCUCAAGGGCCGACUGGUGACCACAUGGCGGAUGCCCGGGGACCGGCCCACGCUGUUCAAUCCGUUCCUGCUGUCUCUGGGGGUCCUCAGGUGGCAAAGGCCCGACCUGCUCAACUUCAAGAAGGGAUGGAUGUCAAUCUUGGACGAGCCUGGAGAGUGGAAGAAGCACUGGUUUGUGCUGACGGAUUCGAGCCUCAAGUAUUACAGGGACUCCACCGCUGAGGAGGCGGACGAGCUGGAUGGCGAGAUCGACCUCCGCGCCUGCACGGAUGUCACCGAGUACGCGGUGCAGCGCAACUACGGCUUCCAGAUCCACACCAAGGAUGCCGUGUACACUUUGUCGGCCAUGACCUCGGGCAUCCGGCGGAACUGGAUUGAGGCUCUGAGGAAGACCGUGCGUCCGACAUCAGCCCCGGAUGUCACCAAGCUCUCAGACUGCAAUAAGGAGAACACGCUGCACGGCCCUGCCACCCAGAAGGGCUCGCUGAAGGCCGGGGAGCAGCGGGGUGGCCCUCGCAAGGCGGACGGGCAGCGGCAGUCCCUGGACUACGUGGAGCUCUCCCCGCUGACCCAGGGCUCCCCGCAGCGGGCCCGCGCCCCGGCCCGCGCCUCCGACCGCCCGGCCAAGCAGGAGGAGCUGGAGCGGGACCUGGCUCAGCGCUCCGAGGAGCGGCGCAAAUGGUUUGAGGCCUCGGACAGCAGGGCCCCAGAGACGGCCACGGGAGAGGGGCCCCGCAGGGGCCUGGGCGCCCCCCUGACCGAGGACCAGCAGAGCCGGCUCAGCGAGGAGAUCGAGAAGAAGUGGCAAGAGCUGGAGAAGCUGCCUCUGCGCGAGAACAAGCGGGUGCCGCUCACGGCCCUGCUCACCCAGAGCCGCGCGGAGCGCCGGGGGGCCCCGGGCGACAGCCAUGAAGCGCUGGAGAAGGAGGUCCAGUCUCUCCGUGCCCAGCUGGAGGCCUGGCGUCUCCGAGGGGAGGCCCCUCAGAAUCCGCCCCGAUCCCAGGAGGACGCCCCCAUCCCCCCGGGUUACAUCUCACAGGAGGCGUGUGAGCGCAGCCUGGCGCAGAUGGAGUCCUCGCACCAGCAGGUGAUGGAGGAGCUGCAGCGGCACCACGAGCGGGAGCUGCAGCGGCUGCAGCAGGAGAAGGAGUGGCUCCUGGCCGAGGAGACGGCGGCCACGGCCUCAGCCAUUGAAGCCAUGAAGAAGGCCUACCAGGAAGAGCUGAGCCGGGAGCUGAGCAAAACGCGGUGUCUCCAGCAGGGCCCCGAUGGCCUCCGGAAACAGCACCAGUCGGACGUGGAGGCGCUGAAGCGGGAGCUGCAGGUGCUGUCGGAGCAGUACUCGCAGAAGUGCCUGGAGAUCGGCGCGCUGACGCGGCAGGCCGAGGAGCGCGAGCACACGCUGCGGCGCUGCCAGCAGGAGGGCCAGGAGCUGCUGCGCCACAACCAGGAGCUGCACUCCCGGCUGUCGGAGGAGAUCGACCGGCUGCGGGGCUUCAUCGCCUCCCAGGGCGCCGGCGGUUCUGGGCGCAAUGAGCGGAGCUCCUGUGAGCUGGAGGUGCUGCUGCGCGUGAAGGAGAAGGAGCUCCAGUACCUGAAGAAGGAGGUGCAGUGCCUGCGGGACGAGCUGCAGACGCUGCAGCAGGACAAGCGCUUCACCUCAGGGAAGUACCAGGACGUGUACGUGGAGCUGAACCACAUCAAGACGCGGUCGGAGCGGGAGAUCGAGCAGCUGAAGGAGCACCUGCGCCUCGCCAUGGCCGCCCUGCGGGAGAAGGAGGCGGCCCGCGGCAGCCUGGCCGAGUGAGGUCCUGUGCUCCAGCUCAGCUGUAGACCCUGCAGCCCGAGGCCCGGCCGCCACCCGCCCGCCCUCCCGCGGGGUGGAAGUCGGAAGCCAAGCCUUCCUCGCCACCUGUGGGCCGCACGUGCACUCACAGCUGUCUCACACACACACACACGCACACACACACAUGCACACACUGCGUAUCUGAGCGCGCCCUCGCACUGGGUUUUACCUUGCACCUUCUCCAGGAUUUUAUAUGUGAAGAGAUUUUUAUAUAGAUUUUUCUCCCUUUUAUUUCCCAGAAACACUUUAUACUUUUUAAAAAAGCCAUUCCUGGUGGCUGUGUGCCUCCAUCGCUGGUCCCCUCUGUCUCCUCACUCCUCGCUUGGGCUUCUGGCUCAUGGCCCUGACCCAAGGGUCUCUGGGAGGCCCAGGCAGCGGCCAUGCGAGUUGACAGGUGGCAGAGGUGGGGCCAGCGCCCCUCUUCCUACCCUACCUCCUACUAACUACUUCCUGUCCUGGUGGACCCGCCCCUUGGGACUCACUGAGGGACAUCUGGACAGAGGGAGGCAGCCACUGCCCCCCACCCCCGCCACUUCCCCUGGGGGUGCAGGGCGUGGAGCCGCGGGCCCCGCCCAUGAAGGCCUCUCCCCGGGUCCUGGGGUCUUUGUUCACGUAAUAAAACGUCCUGACAGC